This is a messenger RNA of Sinocyclocheilus anshuiensis, 343 nucleotides long. Its product is annotated as complement C3-like. Lineage: Eukaryota; Metazoa; Chordata; Actinopteri; Cypriniformes; Cyprinidae. Gene Ontology annotation, molecular function: protein binding. The coding region runs from base 41 to 343 and encodes 100 amino acids. The record is from RefSeq and is a predicted model, not a curated record. The transcript is spliced from 3 exons.
ACAUGUAUGUUCGACAGUUUAUAAAGUCAAAUUGUUGAAGAUGAAUCUGACACAGGACUCUGACACCUAUGAGAUGAAAGUGGAGCAGGUGCUGAAAGAAGGCACUGAUAAUAGUGUUGAAGGGAAAGUGAGACAAUUUUGGGCUCGUCCCAGUUGCAGAGAAUAUUUAGCAUUGGUAGAAGGCAAGUCAUACCUCAUCAUGGGCAAAUCUGUUGACCUGCCAAAUAUAGGCAGAAGUCUGCAGUAUGUUUUUGGAGAGCAGACCUGGGUUGAAUACUGGCCUACAAGAGAGGAAAAACCAAUCACAAAAAGAACACAGGGAUCGAUACGUCGGCAUCUCUGA